AUGGGCGAAAGCGAGUGUUGGUCAGUUGGAGGUUAUGUGUUCUGCGCGGGUCCGCAGGAGGAGGAGGAGGAGGAGGAGGAGGAGGAAGAAGCCAUUGCCGUUGCAGCCGGCAACUCCUUGAGGACCCAACCCUCCCCUCCAGGCAGCGCAGUCUGUCCCGACGCGGACAUUAUAGUCGCCAAGGGCAACCAGCUUGCCCGCCUUCGGCACAGACGCCACGAGGGAGUGCAAAUCCUCCUAGAACUUGGACUUCGUCUCGUCAGAUCCGAUUAUUGUGAGGACGUCAACUCAGAUGAUGAUGAUGAUGAUGAUGAUGAUGAUGAUGAUGAUGAUGAUGAUGAUGAUGAUGAUGAUGAUGAUGAUGAUGGCGAAUUGGAAUCCCUGAAGAGACAGGUACGGGCUCAUCAGUCGGUCGUUGGUACUCUGCGGCAGACAGGGCAGUCUUCCCACGAUAUCGUUCCGGAUGGCAAAGACGGCGCCCGCGUCUCGUCGCUCUGCUUUUGGGCAGCCGUUCCAGCAGAAGGUGUAGCCGGCACCCACCUUCAGGUGGCCUUGUUCGAAGAAGCGGGUCUUGCUGAGUGCAGCGAGGUCCACCUUGUGGCGCGCCAGUUCACGGGCGACUAG
Messenger RNA from Spirometra erinaceieuropaei, 624 nucleotides. NCBI's taxonomy places the organism in Eukaryota, Metazoa, Platyhelminthes, Cestoda, Diphyllobothriidea, Diphyllobothriidae. The record is from the annotation of a GenBank genome assembly.